This is a messenger RNA of Musca domestica (house fly), 1518 nucleotides long. RefSeq names its product cytoplasmic 60S subunit biogenesis factor ZNF622. Gene Ontology annotation, biological process: ribosomal large subunit biogenesis. Gene Ontology annotation, cellular component: preribosome, large subunit precursor. The transcript has 2 exons. Gene Ontology annotation, molecular function: zinc ion binding; nucleic acid binding. NCBI's taxonomy places the organism in Eukaryota, Metazoa, Arthropoda, Insecta, Diptera, Muscidae. Bases 123 to 1322 code for a protein of 399 amino acids. The record is from RefSeq and is a predicted model, not a curated record.
AAUCGAUUAAUCGAAUGUCGAGUUGCACGUUUUAUCAUUUGUUUUUAUUUUUUCAGAAGGAAAGAAGUGAUUUAUCCAUUCAAUUGUGAAAUUCGUCAUUCUCUCAGCCCAUAUACAUCAGGAUGUCCAAUUUCACCUGCAUCAACUGUAGUGUAAAAUUCGCCUCGGCGGACAUACAAAGAGAACAUUACAAGACAGAUUGGCAUCGUUACAAUCUGAAGCGACGUGUUGCUGAACUGCCUCCUGUCACCGCAGAGGAUUUCCAAUCGCGCGUCUUGCAAAUGCGUAAUGCCGAAGCCACUGCCAAUGAGGAACGUCAAAUGAGCUUGUACUGCAAUGCCUGCAGGAAACAAUUUGGCAACCAGAAGGCCCAUGACAAUCAUUUGAACAGCAAGAAGCACAAGGAAAACCUAGUGAGAUUUGAGAGGGAGUGUGGCAAUGAAACAAAGGAGGUGACCACCAAAUCAUUAAUACAACAAAGACCACAUCCUGCUAUUGCAGCAGCAGCUGAGGGAAAAGGAAAAUUCGCUCUGAAACAGGCUGAACAAGUGGCGGAGUAUGAUGAUGUGGACGACGACGAUGAUGAGUACGAAGAUAUUGAGGAGGAAGAAGUAGACUCUGAUGAGUUGGAUGAGAUUGCCGAAAGUCCGCUAAAGGAAAACGAUUGUAUAUUCUGCGAACACAAAGCUGAAGAUCUGGUCGAUAAUUUAAAACACAUGUCCGUCGCACAUUCCUUCUUUAUACCCGACACUGAAUACUGCACAGAUGUUGAGGGUUUGAUCCACUAUUUGGGUGAAAAAGUGGCGGUUUUCUUUAUAUGCCUGUGGUGUAAUGAUAGAGGCAAGACCUUUUACUCCUUGGAUGCCGUUAGAAAGCACAUGAUUGACAAGGGUCACUGUCAAAUGUUGCACGAGGGCUUGGCUUUGGCUGAAUAUGCUGAUUAUUACGAUUACAGUUCCAGUUAUCCCGAUCAUGAAGAAGGCAUGGAUGUUGAUGAAGAGGUUGUACCAGAGCUAUUGGAUGGCGAUGAAUAUCAGCUUGUUUUACCCUCCGGUGCCACAAUUGGACAUCGUUCUUUAUUGCGUUACUACAAACAACGCUUGAAUCCAAAUCGCGCCUUGGUUCCACAGAAAUCAAGUAAAUUACAUCACGUCCUGAGCACCUAUCGGUCCUUGGGCUGGACCAAAACCGAACAGAAGUUGGCAGCUCGCAAGGCUCAUGAUAUUCAUUUGAUGAAGCGAGUUCAUGCUAAAUGGCAAAUGAAACUUGGUGUUCGUGCUAAUAAACUGCAAAAGCAUUACCGUGCCCAAGUUAUGUUCUAAGGUGGCGGCAUGUCAAUUCCAUGUGCCGUACUUAUACUGUAGUGGAACUUAUUGAUAGGUUAAAUAAAAUUCGUUCGAGUGUUUUACUAUAUUUACAAGAAUAAUUUGUAAAAUAUAUUUUUAUUAUUGCUGUGGAUUUUCCGUUGUAAAAACUAUAAAAAAAUUAAUAAAGGGAACAUUUAUUUAUCUCAAAAAA